GUCUCCUAUUGGCAGCUCUUUUUUCCCCUCUUCGCCCAUUACACCUUUAAAUCAGAAGCAGGAGAAGAAGCUGAACUGAUACUAAAUUGCUUACAAAUGUUAAUUUCAAGCAGCAUAAGUUUGCAAAUAGGUGGUGUUUCCAUUUCCACUCAAUAUGGAGCGUCAGUGAGAUCACCCUCAUUAUCUUUUCCUCCAUUCUCCCAAACCCACUUGAAGAAAUGCCCCACCAGAAAUUCUUCUUGCUUUACUACCGCUGUGGCUUCCAUUGACUCUACCCAACUCAGUUCCUCCUCCAAUCCUCUUCCCGAAAAGGAGGGAAGCAACAAGUAUUAUUUUGUUGUUGCGAAUGCCAAGUUCAUGCUGGAUGAAGAGGAGCACUUCAAGGAGCUUAUGUUUGAGAGGCUUCGUAAUUAUGGUGAACGUGAUAAGGAGCAGGAUUUUUGGCUCUUGAUUGAGCCCAAAUUCUUGGAUAAAUUCCCCAACAUUACUAAAAGACUACGCAGACCUGCUGUCGCUUUGGUUUCAACUAAUGGCCCUUGGAUUACGUUUAUGAAAUUGAGAUUGGACCGUGUUUUAUCAGACGUAUAUGAAGCUGACAGUCUAGAAGAAGCUCUAGCCUCUAAUCCUGCUACUUUAGAGUUUGAGAAGCCAGAAAAAUGGGUAGCACCUUAUCCAAAGUAUGAAUAUGGAUGGUGGGAGCCCUUCUUGCCCACUGGAGCAAAAGAGUCAAAAGUAUAACACACCUGUUCCUUCUCUUUUUGUCCUUUCUUUCAUUGUUGGUGAGGAAUUUUCUAUUUCUUGGUAAGUAUCGAUUGACAGUUGAAGAUGGUGGGGUUUCCGGGCAAUAGUGAAGGCAGUUGAUAUUUUUAUUCUCAAGGAUAGUACUUCAGGACGUAUUAUCUAGAUGUUGAUAUUUAAUACUUUGAGCAAAUUGAUUAAUUUCUUUAAGUAACAUUGUUCAGAACCAAUUUGAUCUGUUUAAAAUGAAAGCAGUGAAAUGAAAAUCAAAUCAUUCAUGGCUCUAUAAUA
This is a messenger RNA of Mangifera indica (mango), 1029 nucleotides long. RefSeq lists its product as uncharacterized. The transcript is spliced from 3 exons. The record is from RefSeq and is a predicted model, not a curated record. The coding region runs from base 97 to 738 and encodes 213 amino acids. Lineage: Eukaryota; Viridiplantae; Streptophyta; Magnoliopsida; Sapindales; Anacardiaceae.